Colius striatus (speckled mousebird) is the source of this 1012-nucleotide messenger RNA. Its product is annotated as zinc finger protein 239. Gene Ontology annotation, molecular function: DNA-binding transcription factor activity; RNA polymerase II cis-regulatory region sequence-specific DNA binding. The record is from RefSeq and is a predicted model, not a curated record. The coding region runs from base 95 to 1012 and encodes 305 amino acids. The transcript is spliced from 3 exons. NCBI's taxonomy places the organism in Eukaryota, Metazoa, Chordata, Aves, Coliiformes, Coliidae. Gene Ontology annotation, biological process: regulation of transcription by RNA polymerase II.
CGCCCCCCCGCCAUGUCUGGGCGGGGCAAGACCGGGGCCGGUUUGGGCUGAAAGGCGCCGGAAUCGGGGCUGCAGAGAGGCCGGAGAUGCUGCGAUGGAGGCAGGAGAAGGGCUGAACCCCAUGGAGGGGCCCCACAGGCCCCACACAGGUGCCACGUUUUCACCCCAAGUGGCCGCUGAGCCCCGGGACUUCCUCACCCCACUGGGCUUGCUGGGUGGCAGGCGGCCACCUGGGCCACCACACCCCAAGCCCUUUCGCUGCGGGGAAUGUGGGAAGAGCUUCAGGCAGAGCUCCAACCUCCUGGAGCACCUCCGGACCCACAGCGGUGAGCGGCCCUACACGUGUGGGGCGUGCAGGAAGAGCUUCGGCCGUAGCUCCACGUUGACCGAGCACCUCCGGACCCAUAGCGGGGAGCGGCCCUACAAGUGUGGGGCAUGUGGGAAGAGCUUCACCCGCAGCUCCACCUUGACCGAGCACCUCCGGAUCCACAGCGGCGAGACCCCUUAUUCCUGCCCUGAAUGCGGGAGGAGUUUUGGGAGGACCUCAAACUUGGCCAAACACCUCCGGACCCACAGUGGGGAGAAGCCCUACGGCUGCCCCGAAUGCGGGAAGAGCUUCAGCCUCAGCUCCAACGUGCUCAAACACCUCCGGACCCACAGUGGGGAGAGGCCCUACAAGUGUGGGGUGUGUGGGAAAUGCUUCAAGAAGAAAACCCACUUGAGUUCUCACCUCCGGAUUCAUAGCGGGGAGCGACCCUACAAGUGCGGGGACUGUGGCAAGAGUUUUGGGCAGAGCUCUACCCUCUUAGAACAUCAACGCACUCAUAGUGGGGAGCGGCCCUACAAGUGUGGGGCCUGCGGGAAGAGGUUUGGAGUCAGCUCCAACCUGGCCAAGCAUCGCCGGACCCACAGCACCGAAAUGCCCUAUAGCUGCGGGAGAUGUGGAGAGAAAUUCCGUUACCGGCCCCAGCUCUCCCGGCACAUGAGGGGACACCCUGACGGGGACUCAUAG